UGGGGGCCCCUAAGCAACAGCAGUCUCUGCUUACAGAUAUUUACGCCACUGUGUGUUGAUAUUUUGCUGCUAUCGCAGCAACAGGCGGAAAAUCUGCAGCUCCAAACCAUUGCACAGACCUCUGAUGAUAAUUUUAGGGAACUUUCGCUUCCUGACUCUGGCCUGUUUCCGCAUUGUUCCCCCAGGUGCUUUCACAGUCACUCAGACUAAGUGAGUCGCAAACUCUACAAACUUUAUUUCUCCGGAUAAAAGUCCCGAUUUCUUCCUAAGAGCCAAAAGCGCAGAACAUGUCGCAGCUGCAGUUACGGGAAGAGAGUGACUUUGAUCAGCUCCCAGAUGACAUCCCAAUCAGUGCGACUAUUGCUGAUAUUGAAGAGAAAAAGGGCUUCAUUGACUACUUUAGGUUUGUGGUCGAGGUAAAGACAAAAGGAGGCGGUAAAUAUCUGAUCUAUCGGAGGUACAGAGAAUUUUUCAGUCUUCACCAAACCCUGGAGAACAAAUAUUCUCCUGAUGACCCAGAGAGGCCUGGUCCUAACACCUGCAUUCUGCCCCCUCUUCCAGGAAAAAUCUACAUCGGAAACAAAAAGGAGAUUGCAGAAGGCCGAAUCCCUGAACUCAACACAUACAUGAAGAGGUUACUUGGUCUUCCAACAUGGCUUUUACUAGACGAGAGUCUCAGGAUGUUCUUCUACCAGAUAGAGCAGGACAGCAACCAUGAGCCAAGGGCGCUGAGACGUCUUCGUCCUCCGACGCGCAAAGUGAAAACAGUCAAAUCACCAAAGAUGGACCUCUUCUCCUCCCCCAGGGCAGAGGCGAUGUUUGACUUUCGCGGGAAUGGCCAGGCAGAGUUAAACCUGAAGAGGGGAGAAGUGAUCUUCCUGCUGCGACGGGUGAAUGCCGACUGGCUGGAGGGUACAGUGAACAAUCAAACAGGUAUUUUCCCAGAAUCCUUUGUGAAGAUUAUUAAACCACUCCCGGAAAGUGACUCAGAAAGUGAAGGUGGGGCCCACACUUACAGCUGCCUCCGCUGUUUCCUGCUCACCCUGUCUGGAGUUGAAACCAGAGAUGUGUGUGUACAAGAGGCCCUCACCAUCCAACCAACAUACAACGAGCUGCUGUCCCGCAUGAGGAAUGUGUUCAAGGUGGAUGACAUCGCCCUGAAUUACCGUGACCCAGAGGGCGACCUCAUACGUCUUCUCGAUGACGAGGACGUCCAGUUGAUGAUCAGGGAAGGCAGAAGCCUGCAGCACAGAGUCAAAAGACCUGUUAAUCAGUUUCCAUGGGAACUGCAUGUGACCAUGGCAUCUGACCUCUCAGUUUAUGGUUCUGAACCCUGAGAAAAAUAUUUCGACAUGGAUCAAGACAAAAUGAAGUAGAGAAAUUAAUACUUGGUUAUUUUACAUUUAUUCCUAAUUCGUUUAGGUAAAAUGGUCUUCUCAUUUCUUUUAGCAAAAUAAAAUAUUAAAAAAAACAUU
This is a messenger RNA of Cyprinodon tularosa, 1475 nucleotides long. It is a transcript of the gene ncf4, whose product is annotated as neutrophil cytosolic factor 4. Gene Ontology annotation, cellular component: NADPH oxidase complex. The transcript has 10 exons. The record is from RefSeq and is a predicted model, not a curated record. Gene Ontology annotation, biological process: superoxide anion generation; respiratory burst; phagocytosis. Gene Ontology annotation, molecular function: superoxide-generating NADPH oxidase activator activity; phosphatidylinositol binding; protein binding. Lineage: Eukaryota; Metazoa; Chordata; Actinopteri; Cyprinodontiformes; Cyprinodontidae. The coding region runs from base 288 to 1337 and encodes 349 amino acids.